CCAGCUUUCUAUUCUACUUCCGCCUUUUUCAAUCGCACUCUCUGCUAACAUGGCCAAAGUCAAAGCCAAGGAAUUGAGGGGUAAAAAGAAAGAUGAGCUUGUAAAGCAGCUUGAUGAAUUGAAAAAUGAGCUUGCUACACUUAGAGUUGCUAAAGUAACAGGAGGAGCAGCAUCAAAGUUGUCAAAGAUUCGAGUGGUGCGUAAAUCAAUUGCUCGUGUCUUAACAGUGAUGCACCAGACUCAAAAAGAAAAUCUGAGGAAGUUCUACAAGACAAAACGCCACAAGCCAAAGGACUUGCGUCCAAAAAAGACAAGAGCCAUGAGGAGAGCCCUCAACAGUUAUGAACUUUCCAUAAAGACAGCUAAACAACAGCGCAAGGAACGUCUGUACCCUGUCAGAAAAUUUGCUGUCAAGGAAUAAAUUAAUAAAAUAAGAGAGUAA
Messenger RNA from Mytilus californianus (California mussel), 442 nucleotides. Its product is annotated as 60S ribosomal protein L35-like. The transcript has 4 exons. The coding region runs from base 50 to 421 and encodes 123 amino acids. The record is from RefSeq and is a predicted model, not a curated record. Gene Ontology annotation, cellular component: ribosome; cytosolic large ribosomal subunit. Gene Ontology annotation, biological process: maturation of LSU-rRNA from tricistronic rRNA transcript (SSU-rRNA, 5.8S rRNA, LSU-rRNA); translation. Gene Ontology annotation, molecular function: structural constituent of ribosome; mRNA binding. NCBI's taxonomy places the organism in Eukaryota, Metazoa, Mollusca, Bivalvia, Mytilida, Mytilidae.